Messenger RNA from Sabethes cyaneus, 6201 nucleotides. It is a transcript of the gene gro, whose product is annotated as protein groucho. The coding region runs from base 2557 to 4740 and encodes 727 amino acids. Lineage: Eukaryota; Metazoa; Arthropoda; Insecta; Diptera; Culicidae. Gene Ontology annotation, biological process: negative regulation of canonical Wnt signaling pathway; regulation of DNA-templated transcription. Gene Ontology annotation, cellular component: nucleus; transcription regulator complex. Gene Ontology annotation, molecular function: protein binding; transcription corepressor activity. The record is from RefSeq and is a predicted model, not a curated record. The transcript has 16 exons.
GCACAUCAUUGUUGGGUUGAGUCUGCACCGCAUUCGGUUGUCGUUCGUCGAUACGUUCGCUUGACGGGAAAUUUUUGGUGGACGAUCUUUGGGUGCUAGCAGUAUCUCAUCGCUCAUGUCACCGCAAUCUAUUAUAGGCUAGUAGUGUGCCAUUCGGUCACCGACAAACUGCCGUUUGCGUGGUGUUUCAUUAUUAUUGGCUGUCGGAUCUUUUAAGUAGUUGGCUUCGCCUUCGGCGAAUGCUAGGCACGGGGGGUGCGCCAAUUAGGUACGUGUGUGGUGUUUUAAAUCCGUCGGGUAAAUGACCAAGUGUCAAAUAGCGUGAAUUCCACUGAGGAUCGCUUUCGCACGCCGUGAAUGUUAUGCAAAUGCGCAAAAGUGCGUCUUAUUUCUAGUGCUGUGGCGUUAUUCGUUCCGAGCGAGGGGAUACCCGUGCCGUGCACCGCAGCAGUGGGGUGGGCUGCUCUGCUGUGAAUGUUUUCCUCUUCGUGUGUGCGAUUCUUCGUGACGACAUUUUAAAAGCGACGUGCAGUGGUGAGUUCGGUAGCGGUGCGGUGGUGUGUCGUGUAGUGGUGCUGUGCUGGAGAGAAUUUAUACGGGGUCACCGGAGCUACGAAGAGAUUCUAAUCAUUCAUCUGGACAAGAAACCAGCCCUCAAACCAUUCGCAGUCGGAAGCCUACUGUUAACACGAUUAGUAUCAUUAACCGGUACGAGAGAACCGUGUACAUGUGUCUGUGUGUGUUUGUAUUAGUAAUCAUAGAAAAAUCGACGCCAAUGUGAGAAUCCGACACUAAUCAAGAAGCAUAGCAGCAACAGCAGCAGUAGUUCCAGCCUCCUCUCGAUGAUAGUAAUCACCAUCGGAAACAUUGAACCGCGGCGAGCGUGUGUACGUAAUUAAUUACUCACUUCCCUGCCCCGUCCGCGCAGUCCUCGUCCUUCACGCGGCGCUCCACUCAGCAGGCCACUCGACGCGGUUCCGGUGACCACAGAGAACCGCGAGUCGUUCGUUCGUUCGUUCAUUCGUUCGUGUUAAUGGAUAAAAAAGUCAUAAUAAAUAAUUAAUCAAUUCGGUGCCACUUCUACGUAUAACGUACUGCUGCUGCCGUGCCGGCUACCGGUCGUUCCUCGUCGUCGUACCUACCGGCAUGUGUCUCUGUAUCUACGAGCCAGCGAGGAAGCCAAUUUACAUUUCCACCUAACCGAAUCUCGACCGAACCGACCCUCCGGGGUUGUGCGCAAUCAUUGCUAUAAAGUGUCCUAAGUUACGUGCGCUAAUUUACUACACAACAGAACGGAGUGUGAGCCUGAAGGGCUGACAGUGACAAUUAGCAUACAAUCGUGGUAAUCCGCGCCGCGGUUGUUGUUUGGGUCGGAGUGGAGAAGGAUCGCGAGGCAGAGCAGUCUAAGAAUCGCGCGAAAAAUGAAGAAGCACAAGUGAUCGAACGCCGACAACAACGCGAACGGAGUUUGGGAGAAACAGAAAGAAUUUACGAUUGAGUGAAGAAAAAAGAAACGGGGAAUACAGCGGAAGACGGGGUAGUGACCGGUGACGAGCUAAAUUACCGUUCACGUUUAGUUCUGCUCGUGUUCUGUUCGUCUGAAGUGGUUUCGUUUCUUUGUCUAGAUCGCCGGUAGCCACAGCCGCAGCCGGCAAAGCCUCGAAGGUGAAGAAAGGAAGAAACGGUGAUUGUUGUUGAAAUUAAACCGAAUAAAAUCUCACGGAAAAGGAAACGACCAAAAGCGAGAAGCAAAACAAGUUGGUUAUACACAGGUAAUAAUAAUAAUAAUCAUCGUCUUCAUUAUUAUUAUUACUAUUGGAAGCCGGCGAGGUAUCGAAGUGAAACAGAGCCAUAAGCUGGCAGAAGCAUUAAUAAAAAUUUAACGGUUUCGAUCGAAAUGUGAAAAAUUCGUUGAUUGAUAAAUUGAUUGAUUGUGGAGCAGCAGCUCUCUGUUCGUUUAUAGUGGUGUUUGUAAGCACAGUGCUCUUUUUACGAGUCCGUAAGCGCGAAUCGCUCCCAGCGCGCGGCUGCAAUAAAGAGUAAUUAAUCGCAAUAAAAAGUGCGCAGCUCCGGUAAGCCUUAAAGAAUCUUGAAAACCCGUGUGAUGCCGACUGGGCCGGCGACUGCAGGCGGGCGCGGAUGGCAGUGAAGGUUGCCCCUUUCCAGAAGGUGCAGAAAUUAUCUUUCAAUUUGCUCUGGUUUUACGUUGCUUUACGUCUUCGGCUCGUCGUCGGUGCUCCAGCCUCCAGUCCGUGUGAUGCUGACGACGGCUUACCGCGGCGAAUGAUAAUAAUAUGAGACCGGUUCGCAACUUAUUCGUGAGAGAGAGUGAGAAAUAGAAAAGAGGCUCAAAUCGCAGUCGUUGUGAAUUGUAAGGGUUACUGGAAAGAGACCACAAUUAAAUUACGAAAAGUGUGCACACUGGAGGUGGAUAAGCGAUAAUUUCAAGUAAUUCGCUUGCAGAUUGAGUUGCGGCAUAUUUUUACGGGUUGAAAGGUGCAUCGGGUUACGGCUUCCGAUUGAAGCGGUAGUAGCUGAGCAGCAGAAAAGUAAAACAUGUAUCCGGCGCCUACAAGACAUCCAUCCGCUGCGGGUCCACCCCCGCAGGGACGACAGUUCACGAUAGCGGAAACGCUCGAGCGGAUAAAGGAGGAGUUCAAUUUUCUUCAGGCACAGUAUCAUUCAUUGAAACUGGAAUGUGAUAAACUCGCCAGCGAGAAAACCGAAAUGCAGCGACAUUAUGUCAUGUAUUACGAAAUGUCGUACGGCCUCAACGUAGAAAUGCACAAACAGACGGAAAUUGCCAAACGCCUCAACGCCCUAAUAGGUCAGUUGCUGCCCUUUCUGGCCACGGAACAUCAACAGCAGGUGGCCCAAGCCGUGGAACGGGCGAAACAGGUCACCAUGCCGGAGCUGAAUGCCAUAAUCGGGCAGCAACAUCAACAGCAGGGAAUACAGCAACUGCUACAACAGAUUCACGCACAGCAAAUCCCCGGUGGACCACCGCAACCGAUUCCGGGCCUGGGAGCCCUCGCCGGACCGCUGACCGCAUUCGGAGGACCGAUAGGGCUGCCGCACGGUGCGCCACAAAGUCUGCUCAAAGCACCGCCCGAUCUGCACCGGGAGGAUCUGAAGGUACCGCUCGGGGGACCGUCCGCCGAGGAACGAAUGCGUAACUCUGUGUCUCCUGCCGAUCGCGAAAAGUACCGACCCCGAUCUCCCCUCGAACUAGAAAGCGAAAACAAGCGACGGAAAGAGGAGAAACUGAAUCACGAAAACGACGGCGACAAAAAUGAGCAGGAGUUAGUAGUGGACGUCGCAAACGACACGGGUACACCUUCACCACGACCGAACGGCGACCACGCCUCACUGGAAAGCCGAGACCGUGACAGUGUUGGACUAAACGGAAACGACAAAGCCGGUUCCAGUAGCCUCAAGGGUGCAAACGAUCGACCGCCGUCGCGGUCCGGUUCCAGCUCAUCUCGAUCGACACCGAGCCUCAAAACGAAAGAUCUCGACAAACCGGGCACUCCCGGCACGAAGGCGCGUGUCCCAACGCCAAACUCGUCCACACCGGGCGUCCCGAAAGCAGUAGUACCUCCCACAGCCGCCGGCUAUCCGGCUUCACCAUAUCAACGACCAUCGGAUCCGUACGCACGGCCUCCGCCUGACCCGUACGGUCGGCCGCCAAUGCCAUUCGAUCCGCACGCUCAGCUACGAACCAACGGAAUCCCGCUGCCCGUCUCGAGUGGUAAACCUGCCUAUUCAUUCCAUAUGAACGGCGAAGGUGGACCCCAGCCGGUGCCGUUUCCUGCCGAUGCGCUAACCGGUCCGGGAAUUCCGCGACACGCCCGCCAAAUCAACACUCUCUCGCACGGGGAAGUCGUCUGUGCGGUUACCAUCUCCAACCCAACCAAAUACGUGUACACCGGCGGCAAGGGUUGCGUCAAAGUCUGGGACAUCUCGCAGCCGGGCAGUAAAAAUGUCGUCAGCCAGUUGGAUUGCUUGCAGCGAGACAACUACAUUCGAUCGGUGAAACUGCUGCCGGAUGGCCGAACGCUAAUCGUCGGCGGCGAAGCAUCGAAUCUCUCCAUCUGGGAUCUGGCGAGUCCGACUCCGCGCAUCAAGGCCGAACUAACGUCGGCAGCGCCGGCAUGCUACGCGCUGGCCAUCAGCCCCGACUCGAAGGUUUGCUUCUCGUGCUGCAGCGACGGCAACAUUGCCGUGUGGGACUUGCACAACCAAACGCUGGUCCGGCAGUUCCAGGGCCACACGGACGGUGCGUCCUGCAUCGAUAUAAGCCCGGACGGAGUCCGGCUGUGGACCGGCGGUCUGGAUAACACCGUACGAUCGUGGGAUCUGCGAGAGGGCCGACAGCUGCAGCAGCACGAUUUCAGCUCGCAAAUCUUCUCGCUCGGGUACUGCCCAACUGGCGACUGGCUUGCCGUCGGAAUGGAGAACUCGCAUGUUGAGGUGCUGCACGCCACCAAACAAGACAAGUACCAGCUGCAUUUGCACGAAAGUUGCGUCCUCUCGUUGCGAUUUGCCGCCUGCGGCAAAUGGUUCGUUUCGACUGGCAAAGAUAAUCUGCUGAAUGCGUGGCGCACCCCGUACGGUGCAAGCAUAUUUCAGUCCAAAGAGACCUCAUCAGUACUUAGUUGUGAUAUUUCGACCGAUGAUAAGUACAUCGUCACCGGUUCCGGUGACAAAAAAGCCACCGUCUAUGAGGUUAUGUAUUAAAGAAAACCGGAAAAGGGGACGCCUGAUGUUCCACCAAACUUCAUUAGCUCCAUCGAUAUCAUCUUUGCUAGCGCAUUGCCGUCUUUCAGUUUCCACUCCUUCUCGCAUCGUUUUCGAUCCAUUUUUCGAAAAUGGUUAAAUUUAUGCAUUACCAGCUAAAACGAAAAAAAAAAAAUAAUGAAAGUGACCUAACACAAAAUUGGCAGCAGGAUUAAUAGUUAAUUUUACCAACUGUAUCAGUUUUACAAUUAAUUUAGUUCAUGCUUGGAACAAAAACAACCAGAGCGAUUAACAAAACUCACGUCAACAUUACGCAAGAGUUAGAAUCUUCUUUACUCGUAGUAGGCUCUGCUAGUAGUGACACCACGAAUUGCACUCGCACCAGGCCAAACGUGCGCUGCCGCAAGCAAACAACUUCACCACAAAAGGCUACAAUUGUUGAGCGAUUAGUACGAUGUACGGUUUAAGUAACUUAAAGCAGACAUUUAAACACAAACAAAUCAAAGAAUUAAUUGUAGCUCGUAUAGCAAAGAAACCCGGAAGAGAACGACACAAAAAAAAAACAUUAACUUAAUUAUCAAACAGAAAACUUUAGUGAUUGAUUACCGUAAAUAAAAUGAAAAUGAAGAGUAUUGUACAGUAUUUGAGCAACUCGUAAUGUUAAUUAUAUGAUUAAGAUCAGGAAAAAAAAACCCAGAAAAAAACGAAAACGUGCAGAGAUCUCUAGAGGUUUCAAGUGAACAAAAAAAAAAUCUCAAACGAAAAGUUUUGACUGUAAAAAGCGAAGAAAACAAACACACAAACACAGAACUCAAACAAACACACACUCACACACAAUUCGAGAUGUACAUCUAAUUGUUUUUUCUUUUCAAACCUCCUUGUACCAGUGGAAUAGCAAAAGAAAGAUAACGAAACAAAAAAAAAUCGGUGUCCGUUUGUUCUACUUUGAAAAGAUAUAAAAACAUUUUUCAUCAUCCUUUAGAAAUCUAUGUAUAAUUACCGAACGAGAGCGACCGGACCGAGGAAUAUGAAAGCGCAAAAUUUUUCCUCAGCCACAAUUAUUAUUGCUUGCUAUCCCCCUUAUAAAGAUUAGAACGGAAGCGGAUGAACGGCCAACAGCAGCGUGGAGAAUGAGAAAAAAAGAGACAGAAAGAGAGAGAUCAUCAUCAAAGUGUACACAUUUGAAAUGAAUAGUUACCGCGGCUAUUUAUUCAGUGGCACACAAAAAUUGAACGGGGGCGACAACGCAAAACCGUGCGAAAAAAAAACAGCUCAAUGGCGGAACGAAGUUCGAUUAGUUCGAAAAACUGAACGAACCAACCAACCAACCCAACCUGGUAGAAUACCAGGAUGGAUGGAAAGGAAAAAUUUUCAUUCUCUAGCAGCUAGCAAAAACUAAGGCACACAGCAAACCAUUACAAAUGUGAGAAGAAAAAUCUGCGCAUAAAACCCAGCAACACU